AUGACUGCUCUGGACGAUUUACCCAAUGUUACCAGCUUUUUCGGCAUUGAUUUAAGAACAGGAUCUAUGAUAGUCGCUGCAUUGGGAAUAGUUCAUCCAAUGGCCUAUGGGUGUUCUUUUUUCAUACCAUUAAGCUAUCUUCUAGUCACAAUCUGGAUACUGGUAGCUCUGUAUUUCGCUGCGAGUAUCGUUUUAUUUUGGGGUUUGGCUAAGGAUGACACGAUUCUCUGUGCUCUCUGGAUAUGGUACGCGGUCAUCUUCGUGGUCCUGAUGCUGAUGAUGAUGAUGCUUCUCGCCCUGGUGUUCACGUCGAGGAAGCAGAGGAACCGAGUGUUUAUCGUUAUAUUGGGCAUGCUUUGGUAUAUAUUGACAAUCUAUUUCAUACUAGUGGUGAACAGUCAUCGGAAACAGUUGCAAGGUUCGAGUUCAAAUAGUGACGAAGGUGCUGAUAGAGAUACCUGA
Messenger RNA from Zerene cesonia (dogface butterfly), 462 nucleotides. RefSeq lists its product as uncharacterized. The transcript has 4 exons. Bases 1 to 462 code for a protein of 153 amino acids. NCBI's taxonomy places the organism in Eukaryota, Metazoa, Arthropoda, Insecta, Lepidoptera, Pieridae. The record is from RefSeq and is a predicted model, not a curated record.